UUUCUUUCGAAAACUUUGAAGAUGUCGAACAUUAAAAGGAAGAAGACCAGAAAGCUGCGUGGUCAUGUGAGCCAUGGUCAUGGUCGUAUUGGCAAGCAUCGUAAGCAUCCUGGUGGUCGCGGUAAUGCUGGUGGUAUGCACCAUCACCGAAUCAACUUCGACAAAUACCAUCCUGGUUACUUCGGCAAAGUUGGUAUGAGAAACUUCCAUUUGCGUCGCCAGCAUAAAUUUUGCCCAACAAUAAACUUGGACAAAUUAUGGUCUCUGGUUGGGGCUGAUAAAUUAAGUGAGCUGAAAAAGGAGAAAAGUAACAAAGCCCCAGUCAUCGAUUUGGUGCAGUUCGGUUAUUAUAAAUUAUUGGGUCGUGGACAUUUACCCAAGCAACCCGUGAUUGUUAAGGCUAAAUAUUUCUCAAAGAAGGCCGAAGACAAAAUCAAACAAGCUGGUGGUGUCUGCUUAUUGAGAGCUUAAUUUUAAGGUUCUGUUUCCAACUAAACUUACAUGUAAACAUCAAACAUGUAUGCAUUUUAUAAUAAAAUAAAAAGUAAAAAAAAAAAAAAUGGAAAUUUAGUUUUUCUGAAAAA
Messenger RNA from Anastrepha ludens (Mexican fruit fly), 584 nucleotides. It is a transcript of the gene RpL27A, whose product is annotated as 60S ribosomal protein L27a. The coding region runs from base 22 to 471 and encodes 149 amino acids. NCBI's taxonomy places the organism in Eukaryota, Metazoa, Arthropoda, Insecta, Diptera, Tephritidae. Gene Ontology annotation, molecular function: structural constituent of ribosome. Gene Ontology annotation, cellular component: ribosome; cytosolic large ribosomal subunit. Gene Ontology annotation, biological process: translation. The transcript has 4 exons. The record is from RefSeq and is a predicted model, not a curated record.